Molecule: messenger RNA, 1242 nt
Organism: Pararge aegeria (speckled wood butterfly)
Lineage: Eukaryota; Metazoa; Arthropoda; Insecta; Lepidoptera; Nymphalidae
Product: putative odorant receptor 92a
Exons: 7
Coding region: 1-1242 (413 amino acids)
Biological process (GO): detection of chemical stimulus involved in sensory perception of smell; sensory perception of smell
Cellular component (GO): plasma membrane
Molecular function (GO): odorant binding; olfactory receptor activity
Source: RefSeq, a predicted model, not a curated record
AUGGCUCAACUGAUCAACUUCGACAGAUCACUACAAAGACUUCAAUUUAUUUUCCGUUAUUGUGGCCUUACUUUCAAAAGUAAAAAGCUUACACCAAUUUACAAACUUAAAAUCCGUUGCGUGUAUCUUUUGAACUUCUUUUGGCUAAACAGCGAUGUACUUGGUGGUAUUUGCUGGUUUAUAGACGGGAUACAAACGGGAAAAACGUUCGUCCAACUAACUUAUAUUGCCCCUUGUGUAUCUUUUACUUUUCUUGCGGAUCUGAAAGCGAUAUUUCUGAUACAUUAUGAAGACUAUGUUUGUGAACUUAUCGAGAAUCUACGGGAAUUAGAAAAGAACUAUGAAACAGAAAAUGUUAACAUUGGAUAUAAUGAAACAGUUGUAAAAGAUAAUAGAAGAGGUCAAUACGUUAAAUUUCUACAUUCAGUAUUGACGAUUUCGAAUAUACUAAGCGUUGUACUUAUUCUAACGUUUAUAGUUAGUCCGUUAAUUUUGAUGGCUUUAAAGUAUUACCAAACUGAGGAAGUGGAAUUAAUGUUGCCAUUUCUUAUAAUUUACCCAUUUGAUUCGCACGACAUAAGAUAUUGGCCGUUCGUGUAUUUACAUCAGUUUUGGUCGGUGUCCGUCGUUCUUCUAAACAUUUGUGCAGCAGACUAUCUUCUAUACAUAUGUUGCACCUACCUCGGAGUUCAGUUUCGGAUGCUGCAACACAACAUUGAAAAUGUUGUUGAGAAGAAAUCUGUUUUACUAGAGCAUGAAUUGGAGGAGUUACAGAAGAAAUAUUGCCAAUUGAUUAAGUGGCAUCAAGAACUUAUACGAUUAGCAAAUAUGCUCGGAUUUAUAUACGCUGAAUCAACUUUGUUCAAUUUCGUAUCGAGCUCUAUCCUCAUCUGUUUGACUGGCUUCAAUGUUAUGGCGAUGGAGAACGUCGCGUUCGCUGUAAGUUUCCUGGUAUUCCUCUCGGCGAGCUUGUUGCAAAUAUACAUGAUCUGUUUCUUCGGUGAUUUUCUAAUGACAUCAAGUACAGAAGUAAGCGACGCUGUGUACCAUAGCAAAUGGUACUAUCUCAAUGUUAAGACUGGGAAGAACUUGCUUAUUCUACAAACAAGGGCUCAGAAGCCGUGUAAGUUGACAGCAUUCGGGUUUGCUGACGUCAAUCUGAACGCUUUCAUGAGCAUUUUGAGAAACGCCUGGUCCUACUUCGCUUUAUUGAAAACUGUUUACGCUCCACAAGAAUAUUAA